Molecule: messenger RNA, 2228 nt
Organism: Cloeon dipterum
Lineage: Eukaryota; Metazoa; Arthropoda; Insecta; Ephemeroptera; Baetidae
Product: aminopeptidase N-like
Exons: 11
Coding region: 16-2169 (717 amino acids)
Biological process (GO): peptide catabolic process; proteolysis
Cellular component (GO): cytoplasm
Molecular function (GO): metalloaminopeptidase activity; peptide binding; zinc ion binding
Source: RefSeq, a predicted model, not a curated record
CUUGUAGCGUUCACUAUGUCUCGCUUUGCUAAGAUCACCAGUAAGGAAGACGACAGAUUUAAGGUCUGGGCCAGGCCAGAGCGCAUUCAGGACUGCCAAUUAGCAGUAUUAAUAGCACCACUAGCGGUGAAAUACAUGGAGAGCGAAACCCAUGUCCCUUACACUUUCCACAAAUUGGACCAGAUUGCUAUACCAGAUUUUGCAGCUGGUGCAAUGGAGAAUUGGGGACUCAUUACUUAUUUAGAAGAUUCUUUGUUUUAUAACGAAAAAAACUCAACGGCCCAUCAUUAUAAAUAUACAUCGGACACAAUAUUUCAUGAAAUAGCACACCAAUGGUUUGGAAACUUGGUGACGCCCACGUGGUGGGGCAACUUAUGGUUAAACGAAGGAUUUGCGACCUAUCUCUCAUACCAUAUAAGCGCACAUGUUUCACCUUGGAUGGAUUCACAAAUGCAAUUUUUACUCGAUGAAUAUGCUUCCGCACUCAUAGUAGAUGCGAGAGAGUCUGCCCAUCCCCUUGUAGACAAUUCUGUUGACAGUCCGAAGAAAAUUGACUCCAUAUUCGAUACAAUCUCAUACAGCAAAGGUGGAUGCAUAGUCAGAAUGAUGCUCAAUUUCAUGGGACACAAAAACUUCUGGAAAGGAAUAAAUUCCUACAUCAAAUACUCGGAGUUUAGCAACGCUGAUCAGAAUGAUUUGUGGCGAGGAUUAAGCACAGCCGUUCCCAAUGGACUGCUCCCGAAAAACGUUGAAUUUAAGGACAUUAUGGACACCUGGGCUCUGCAGGCUGGCUACCCCGUCGUCACCGUCACAAGAGACUAUGAUAAAAACACAGUUAGCUUCACGCAGAAACGUUUCUUCUCAUCUGCUCCCGUUAAAAAAGAGCACAAUGAAGUUUACUGGGUGCCGCUGACCAAGUUGGUUCAAGGCGAGCCUAAGGAACACAGCAACAAUAUUACCUGGCUUUAUAAUGAAACUAUCACCAUGGCCUCGCCGUCUUCCGAUAAAUGGAUUCUCGUCAAUAACGACAAAAAUGGUGUGCUCCUUAUUCUGAUUUCCAUUUAUUACCGCGUCAACUACGACAAAGAGAACUGGAAGAAGCUGUCCGAGUCGAUAAAUGGUGCUCAAAUGGUCAACACCCUCAGUGUCAACAACCGGGUUCAGCUGCUGAUGGACUCGCUGGCCCUAGCCAGAACUAAGGAAUUAGACUAUGAAACUGCUUUAGGCACAACUGCCUAUCUCAACUAUGAGAAUGAGCAGGGACCUUGGAAAGUUGCGCUCCGAGAGCUCUCUCAGCUGGAACGCAAGAUUUCUACCAGUAACAAAUUAAAAGUGUUGUUCAAGGAAUACUUGAUGGACAAAAUUGACCACCUUUACAAACACUUUAGAGGAUUUGAUUUGUCGUUGAAAAAUGACAGUCUCGCUCUUCGCUUACAGAGAACAGAAACACUUAACUGGCUGUGUUCAAACGGGCACGAAGCUUGCAACAAAGAUGGACACGCUCUUUUCAACGAAAUGAGAACAAAUAAAAAGAGAAAACCUUAUGACAUUAUUCAUCCGGAUGUAAGGCAAACUGUGUAUGAAUCCGGUGUCCGAAUGGGUGGUGAAGAAGAAUUCAACUUUUUAGUUGAAAAAUACCAAAAUGAAAAAGAAAAGUUGGAACUCCGGUACAUCCUUUAUGGUUUGGCAGCUACGAAUAAUAAGGAAUAUCAAAUCAGGCUUUUGAACGAGUCAACGACGUUGAAUUCAGUAACUUUCAUGAAUAAACAUGCUUCCCUUUUAUUCCAAACGGUGCAGAACAACCCUAACGGCACAGAGACGGCGUUUGACUUUCUCAUCAACAAUUAUUUCAAAGCAAAAGCCGCAUGGCAUAGCAGCGGCAAAGAGUUUAGCCUUAUAUCCAAGAACUUGCACACUGAGGAGCACAUGCAAAAGCUUAAAAACUUCCUGGAAAGGAAUUCUAAAGUAUUAACUGAAGAAGAACGGAAGCAUUUGAAUAAAGCUAUAUCUACAUUAGAAGCAAACAUUCAGUGGAACAAAGAAAACACUGAGACCAUUUUGAAUUUCUUAUCUCCUAAACCGCCGAGCGGUGACGACAGCAGUGGAACUCUGGUACUUGUGUCAAACACUAUUCUAGUCAUCGCAUUCCUUUUGCCUAAGCUAUUGUAAGCAAAUGCAUGAAAUUUAAUACAAAAUAAUGUAUUAACUCUGUCACUGAAUAAAAAAUA